Molecule: messenger RNA, 5209 nt
Organism: Gadus macrocephalus (Pacific cod)
Lineage: Eukaryota; Metazoa; Chordata; Actinopteri; Gadiformes; Gadidae
Gene: syt14b
Product: synaptotagmin XIVb
Exons: 8
Coding region: 291-2558 (755 amino acids)
Source: RefSeq, a predicted model, not a curated record
CCGAGGUGCUUGGCGCGUUGUCCUCCCUCGUGGCCUUUGCGGUGCUGAUGCUGAUCUUUUUCGUCUACCUCAGCAACAAGCUGUCAGCGCAGAGUGCCUCCAGCCUCCCUGUUCUGGACAGCCCCACAGGGGACCAACAAGCGACGUAAGGCAUGGCGAUGCCACGCGGUGACGCCGACCUGCCCGUCGGGCCCCUGUGAUGCGCGACUAGCGUGUGCUAUAGCCCGUUGUCGGGCGACAACCACGACGACCACAAAGGCAAGGCCGGGGGGCGGGCGGGGGUCUUCACCAUGGCCUUCUUCAAGAGCUUCCAGCAGAACCUGCCCACCGUCAACAUCACCUCCCUGCUGGACUCGGUGAGCAGCCGCGUGGACGACCUGGCCACCGCCGUCAGCGACGCCACCUACAACGUCAGCGACCAGCUGACGGAGCAGGUCAGCACCAUCAUCGGCAAGGUGCAGGACGAGGAGGAGGACGGCGAGGACGGGGGCGGAGGCGAGGCGGGGACCCGCAAGGCGCGGGCCAACGCCGACCGCGGGAGCUCCUGGGGCGCCCAGCAGGCGGACGCCGGCGCCUCCUCUUCCGCCGGCGGCGGAGGGGACGAGAACGUCGGGAGCAACAGCCAGCUGGAGUGGGAGUGGCGCGACGGGUGCUGGCGGGUGAAGCGCACGGAGGAGGAGAUAGCGGAGGAGGAGAAGAAGAAGGCGGAGCAGCAGGCGUUGCAGGAGGAGAAGGAGAAGAGGCGGAAGGAACGGAGGGCGAAGCAGCAGGAGAAGGAGGCGGAGUCCCAGUCCCUGCAGGGCGCGGUCCAGGGGGAGAAGGUGGACGGAGAGUCCCUGGAAGAACCCCACAGGUCCCCCCGCAAGGCCGGGGAGGAUGGACACAAAACAGACAAGUCUAGCCAGGAGACCCCUGAGACGGCCGGCCAGGCAAGGGAGGGAGAGGAGGAGGGAGAGGAGGAGGAACCAGACAAGACUAAUCAAGGACAGGUCGGAGAGGAGGGGGAGGAUGAGGGGGAGGAGGAGGAGCAGCCAACGAAGAAGAAAAAGUCCCUGAGGAAGAAGGCCAAGGAGAGCUCGGAGAAGCCCAAGAAGAAAGAGAAAGAGGAGAAAGAGAAGAAAAAAGAGAAGAAAAUCAAGAAGAAGAAGAAGAAGGCGGGGAAAGCAGGGGGCGUGUCAGACAGCGAGGAGGACCGGGAUCCCGAGGCCCAGAUCCCACAGAAGCCGGUGUCCGCCUGGGACAACAAACACAAACAGUCGGCCGACCAGGAGGGUUACAGCAGCGAGGCCUCGAGUGGUCACGCCAACCGCAUCCAGAGGAUCAAGCGCGAGUCUCCGCUCAACGAGCUCCAGCCGCCGCCGUACCAGAACACGCCGGAACGCCUCUCCCACUCGGGCUCACGCACACGCUCGGGGCGUGGCGGACGGACGGGUGGCGGACGGACGGGCUCGUCCCCGGAGCGCUGCUCCAGCGAGGCCAGCGUGGACCAGGACACGGAGAGCUACCUCAACAAGGGCUAUGACGAGGACGUGCCCAGCGACAGCACCGCCGUGCUGGGCCCCGAGGACGGCUCCGGGCCCCGGCUCCCCGCCCUCUACGAGCCCGAGCCGCUGGCCAAGUACGGCACGCUGGACGUGGCCUUCGAGUACGACGCGGGCCAGCAGUGGCUGGCCGUCACCGUCACGGCCGCCACCGACAUCCCGCCGCCGCGUCAGGCGGGCAACGUGGCGUGGCAGGUGCACCUGGUGCUGCUGCCCACCAAGAAGCAGCGGGCCAAGACGGGCGUGCAGCGGGGGCCCUGCCCCGUGUUCACCGAGACCUUCAAGUUCAGCCGGCUGACGGCCGAGGCGCUGGUGGACCACGCCGUGCGCUUCCGCCUCUACAGCGUGCAGCGCAUGAAGAAGGAGCGCGUGCUGGGCGAGAAGGUCUUCUACCUGACCAAGCUCAACCUGCAGGGCAAGAUGGCGCUGCCCGUCACGCUGGAGCCCGGCUCCGAACUCACGGGCUGCGGCUCUCUGGUGAGCGUUUCGCGCUCCGCCGGCGCGCUGUCCUACCGCUCCACGGGGGAGUCCUGCGCCCCCGAGAUCCUGCUGGGGCUGAUCUACAACGCGUCCACGGGCCGCCUGUCGGCCGAGGUCAUCCAGGGCAGCCAUUUUAAGACCGCCGUCUCCGACAAGCCCACGGACGGCCUGUUUUGUUGUAUAAAGCACGUCGUAGGAGGGCAGCUCUAUGUCAUGAGAGACACCUACGUCAAGCUGGUCAUGCUGGACUCCAAGGGCAAGGAGAUGUCCAAGUGCAAGACUGGGGUGUGCCGCGGCCAGCCCAACCCCACCUACAAGGAGAGCUUCGUGUUCCAGGUGGCCCUGUUCCAGCUGUCGGAGGUGUCGCUGGUGGUGUCGGUGUUCUGCCGGCGCAGCAGCCUGCGGCCGCGGGAGCAGCUGGGCUGGGUGUCCCUGGGCCUCAACAGCACCGGGGAGGAGCAGCAGGCCCACUGGAGCCAGAUGAAGGAGGCCGAGGGCCAGCAGGUCUGCCACUGGCACGUCCUCACCGACACAUAGUGGGGGGGGGGGGGGGGGGGGGACUCAUCCCUUUGAGUCCGCAGGGAUGGACGUGUGUUGUUGUGAGUGUGAGGGGGGGGGGUUGUGGGUGGUGGUGGUGAUGGAGGUUAAGUUAGGUCGGUGGCGGUGCUGGGUUAGGUUUGUGUGCAAGGUCCGGGCAUGUCUGUCCGGGUUUCCUGGAGGCUGCUUUAGACGAACUGUCGAUGUGGACUCAGCCGGCCGCGCUGGGAGUGACAGGUGGGCUUUCUGGAUGGACGUGGUAAAGGCUCAGCCCGGGGGGCUUCUCGCCGACGUGGAAUGACAUCCACCUGGGCGAACCGACGGGAGGCAUAGACCUCGAUCCACUCAUCGAAAGGACAGAACCAAAAUGCAACUGUUUUUGUGCGUGGGUGUGCGUGUGCGUGUGCGUGUGCGUGUGUGUGUGUUUUCCAAUGACCUUGAAAUUGCAUGUACCUGUUUACAGAACCUUUAUUAAGCGACUUCCAGCUGAAUCACAGUCAAACGUUUUGGAUUGUUGGUUUUUUCCGUACGUAUCAUGGACCAAAGAGCUGGAUCUGGGACUCCUCCCCAUUUCUACCAGGCUUUUUCGUGGACUCGGGCUGAUACCAGCAUACCACACAUUUCUCUAUUAACCACAGCCGCCGACCAGCCGUCAAUGCUUUUAAAGACUGUUCUGAAACGUGGCCUGUGAUACGCUGCAGCUUCUAUUGCUUUACAAGUUGUGCUUUAUGAUACAAUGUGUUUACAUGCAGCCUGGAGAGUAUCCGAUCCAAUAGGCUUUUUUGUUUUGUACCACUCUGCUUCUCUUUUUAGAUUUUUUACCAGUGAAAUGAUCAGUCAACAGGUUGGAAAUGGUUUCAGGGUUGUGUUUGCAAGAUACGUGUGACACUUUUUUUUUUGCCAUUCUUUUUGUUUUUAAAACUAUGCAUCCAACAUCACUUUAAUCACAAGGGUGCGGUGGUUUUGUCUUCUUCCUGCCAACAAAGGUAUAGGAAACUAGUCUGCAUGCCACUGUUACAAUUUGUGGAUUCUGGUGUGUUUUGGCUGUGUCGGUGUGUGGUUACUGCCAGAUGGGGAGCUCUGAUUGGUCGCCCCCCUGACAGGCCAGACAUCCAUCCAUGCUUAGUCGUGUAGAAACACGGCGCUUCCCCGUUCAGGAGGAAGUAAUGCACAGACCUGUACAGCGUCUCUGGCUCUGACAGCAGUGUUCCUCCCAGAGACAGCCCCUGCCGACAGAGGGUUUACACUUUCUACUUCAUUUCCAGUGUGAGUGACACGAGGACUUGAGGACAUGCCGCCUCCAGAUAGACAGUUAAAACAGUCCGUCUGGGAGUUAAAGAUAGAACAAAAAGCUUUUUGAUUAAAUCUUUUUUUGGACUUUUGUUGAAGAAGACCAUGCUCUUACAUCUGCUGUUUGGGAUGAAACAGAUGCAUGGGGAGUGGCCAAAUUGCCACACACACACACACACACAAACUAACAAUGUCGUUGGAGUGUGUUGCAGCACAGCCAUCUUCUCAGUCAGAGCUAAACCCCCCCCACCCUCCCCAUUACAGUGGUGUCAGAGCUAACCCACCUCCGCUGGGUUAGGGGUGCUAUAACCAUCCCAUAAUGUAUCCUCCCCAUAGAGGCCUCAAGUUCCUCAUGCACCCAUCCCCUGAAUCCUAGGUCAUGAGGAAAAUCAUUCAAUGGACCACUUGGCCUCAUCAUUGGAACCAGGGGCAUAAGUAACCUGAUAAGUUUAAUCUCUGAAUGAGUUCAUGGAGUCAAAGAAGGUUCAAGUUCUUUUGUUUAAUUUAAUUUCAUCCGGGCUUUUUUUAGGCGUGUUUGUUACACUUUCCAUAUCAGGCUGGCAUGAUGCAGUGGCAGGGCAGUGCCUUUACAGGUGGACCCCUCCCCCCGCCCCCCCCCCCUUCCCUCAGAGCCGUGGAUACAGCCUCUGGGCAGCGGUGUCCCAGCUCCACACUCUACAGAAUGUCUGUGGUCCUCUAACCCCAAACCCCCCCUCCCUCCAGGGCUCGCAGCCAUGGAAGACCAGCUGUGCCACCAUUCCUUUUGGAGCAAGAAGCAGGACAGUAAAGAACGAAAUGCUUAGGGGAGAUAAGAUCAAUUGCACCUUUUUAUGACAUCAGCUGACCCUAGACCCAGGCCUGAGGAUGGCGGCGUUAACGAGGUCCCCGGAGCAACCCAAGUAAUAGAUCGUCAACGGGGGGGGGGGGGGGGGAGGGGUCAGGAUGUGUCGUCUAUAAGCGAAGACCAACUUGUUUUAUGGAGUGUGGUCCUGCAGGAAGCCAGCCCUUUUUUGGGAACGUCUGUCGUCUUGCCACAUUUCCCAGAGCACAGGGCGAGAUCGGUUUUCCAUGGCGCUUCAAUUAAUUGCACAGAGGGGGUGCCGUCAACUCAAGGGAUACACACAGGAGAAUAGGAACUAUUUCUAAGUAUUGCAAAUUCAUUUUGUAGUAUUGCAUGUGUUUGUUUUAUUUAAAGAAAAUAAUAUUUUCUUGCAGAGGGAAUCUUCCAAGUUAAGAUUCCUUUCCGUUUUUUUUUUAAAUAAAUUCACGAAAUAUACAGACACUAUGGGCUCUAGGGUUUUUUAAAAAAAAAAACAAGUCUUGUAGUUUAAAAAGUCACAUGAUCCAUAGGGCCUCUUGAA